AUGGAACGUGUCGACAUCAAGUUUUCGGAAUUGGCAAGUUCUGAAGACACAUCCAAAGGUCUCGACAAAGGGCAGAUUGACCUUAUCGUUAAUCUGCUCAUCAGACUGAGUGCUCAGGUUCCUGAUCAGUCGCUGAUCGCUACCAGCGGCCUCGCUGCGAUCAGUGCGUCUAACAUCGAGAUUCUCGGCAAGAGGUGUAUGUAUUUAGCAAAAGUGUGCCUAAAGCCGGAUAUUUGGGGCUUGGUUGCGGAACUCAAAGUGCAGUCAUGGUUGGAGAAAUCACUUCUGUCUGUGGUUGUUAGAUGUAUUUAUAAUUUUAUAACGAAAACGCAUGCGAUAUGCGCCAAUGCCGACAGUCCUGAAGUCGGCCGUUUUGAAGACCUGACAAUUUUGUGUGAUGCCAUGUAUCGCAUGCUGAACGAGGCCUUUAUCAAUUAUGAAAAGUGGGUUUUGAUUCAUUGCUGA
Soboliphyme baturini is the source of this 465-nucleotide messenger RNA. Lineage: Eukaryota; Metazoa; Nematoda; Enoplea; Dioctophymatida; Soboliphymatidae. The record is from the annotation of a GenBank genome assembly.